Molecule: messenger RNA, 870 nt
Organism: Schistosoma intercalatum
Lineage: Eukaryota; Metazoa; Platyhelminthes; Trematoda; Strigeidida; Schistosomatidae
Source: the annotation of a GenBank genome assembly
CUGCACCGGGAUCAAGGUUACCCUGGGCGUGACUUGUUGGACGUGAUUUAGCUAGUUUUGCCGUGCGUUUGUCUAUUAGACUGGAAUUAUUAGCUUAUAGAAUAUUCCAAGAUGGAUGUUGAUAAAGUGCGCAUGGAGAAGUUGGAGAAGCUAAAGGGGAUGAGUGACCAGGUGCGCAUCGGUGGCAAAGGUACAGCUCGACGGAAGAAAAAAGUAGUUCAUAAGAAUGCUGCCGCCGAUGAUAAAAAACUUCAAAGUUCACUAAAGAAACUAAACCUCAAUACUAUCCCAACCAUAGAGGAGGUUAACAUGUAUAAACCAGAUGGGACUAUGAUUCACUUCAAGAAUCCAAAAGUUCAAGCAGCUCCACAAGCUAAUGUAUUCGCAGUUUCUGGACAAGCUGAAUACAAAACACUAAAUGAUUUGUUCCCAAAUAUGCUUAAUCAAUGGGAGACAGCAAAAUUACGAUUGGCAAAAAUGAAUGAAAACUCAAAAACAUCAGAUUCAAAGGCAGAUGAUGGAGACGAUGAUGUACCAGAGCUUGUGGAAGAUUUUGAUGAGAAAAGUCGUUUGGAAUAGUUUAAUAAUUAACAAAUGUACAUCGAGUGAAUGUGUAUGACUCAGUCAUUACUUUGCAGUGAAAGUCACUCAGUACACCAAUUGUAAUGUACAAUGUUUGUUUUUAAUUACUUCUCACAGCUUUUUUCUCCGGUUCCAUUUACUAGUUGUGCAUUGUCAAUCUGUCCUGGUAAUAUUCAUUUUGUUUGACAAAAUGUCUUAUAAAUGAAAUAAACAAUUCAAUUAUGUAUCGACUAGAAUCAAGUUGUAUAGCAAACUGUACUAACAUUCAAGUAAAUGGGAUUUUGAAUA